Messenger RNA from Fragaria vesca subsp. vesca, 705 nucleotides. RefSeq lists its product as uncharacterized. The record is from RefSeq and is a predicted model, not a curated record. Bases 15 to 371 code for a protein of 118 amino acids. The transcript is spliced from 2 exons. NCBI's taxonomy places the organism in Eukaryota, Viridiplantae, Streptophyta, Magnoliopsida, Rosales, Rosaceae.
GCGGCGGCGGAACAAUGGCGAAGUCGAUGAGAUGCAAGAGAGAGAAGAGGCUGCGAGCUAUCCGGAGAGAGAUGGUAGAGCCCUACUACGAGAAGAAAGACGAAGCCAAGCUCGCUGCCCAAGAAGCUGCCCUCGCCGCCCCUAAGCUGCCCGUCAAGCCCUCUUCCAAGGCCUCCUCCUCCAUGGAGAUCACCCCUGUCAGCACAUCUGAAAACGCAAUGGAAGUGGAGAUGGCUGAUGGCAGUCAGACAAAGAGUUCAUUGAAGCCUUUUGGGGGGAUAAGUAAGAAAUCCCAAAGGGUUUUCAAGGUGGGCAAGAGAAGGCGCCAUGGCAAGGGCAAGGGCUCAAAGGUUAAGAAGCGUCAUAUCUGAGAGACAGAUGUGUCUUGCACCUUAGAGAGUUUCAAGUGUAUGUAAUCUCUGAGGAGCUCCCUUCCAAACUCCAAAUUACAAUCAUGGUUCUCUACUCGUUCUAAUGAAUCUCUGACGUAGCUCCCUUCCAAGGCUCCAAUAUACAAUCAUGGUUCUGUACUCGUUCUAAUGAAUGUCUGAGGUACCUCCAUUCCAAGGUUCCAAGUUACAAUCAUCGUUCUGUACUCGUUUUAAUGCACAAGACCAGUAUGCUCUAAUUGUCUCAUUGUGUGGUAAAUUAAACAACUUGGUGUUACUUUAUGGUUAUACAUUUUUUGUUUUUGUUCUCCCAUAU